AAGUGCUCGGGGGCUUAAUCCUAAGACGUCUACGUGUACGUGAUUGUCGUACUUUGCCUCGUUCGAAAACUCACAGCUCGCAAGCUCCAGUUUUCUAAAUUACUGUCUAGGUCUCUCCGCUCUGACAGAUCUAAGCUUCGGCCAUGGCUACGAUUCAGAGCGUCAAGGCACGGCAGAUCUUUGAUAGCCGUGGUAAUCCGACGGUCGAGGUGGAUAUUACGUUAACAGAUGGGAAUGUGGCCAGAGCUGCAGUACCAAGUGGUGCAUCCACUGGAAUUUAUGAAGCCCUUGAACUUAGAGAUGGAGGAUCAGACUACCUUGGAAAAGGUGUUCUCAAGGCUGUUGAAAAUGUCAACACGGUUAUUGGGCCUGCGUUAGUCGGCAAGGAUCCAACUGAACAGGUUAGCAUUGACAACUUUAUGGUUCAACAACUUGAUGGAACUGUAAAUGAGUGGGGUUGGUGUAAACAAAAGCUUGGUGCGAAUGCCAUACUAGCAGUGUCUCUUGCAGUUUGCAAAGCUGGGGCGAGCGUUAAGAAAACCCCCCUUUACAAGCACAUUGCUAACCUUGCUGGUAACUGCAAGCUGGUAUUGCCCGUUCCUGCUUUCAAUGUUAUCAACGGUGGAUCCCAUGCUGGAAACAAACUUGCAAUGCAGGAGUUUAUGAUUCUACCUGUUGGAGCUUCCUCUUUCCGAGAUGCCAUGAAGAUGGGCGUGGAAGUAUAUCACCAUUUGAAGGCUGUGAUUAAGAAGAAAUAUGGUCAAGAUGCAACAAAUGUUGGUGAUGAAGGUGGUUUUGCUCCAAAUAUUCAGGAGAACAAGGAAGGUCUUGAGUUGCUCAAAACGGCAAUUGCUAAAGCUGGUUACACUGACAAAGUUGUUAUUGGAAUGGAUGUUGCUGCAUCUGAAUUUUACGGGUCAGACCUAACAUAUGACCUGAACUUCAAAGAAGAGAACAACGAUGGCUCGCAAAAGAUUUCAGGAGAUGCUCUUAAAGAUCUUUACAAGUCAUUUGUGACCGAGUACCCUAUUGUAUCAAUUGAAGAUCCAUUUGACCAAGAUGACUGGGAGCAUUAUGCCAAGCUAACCAGUGAAAUUGGAGAUAGAGUACAGAUUGUGGGAGAUGAUCUAUUGGUCACCAAUCCCAAGAGGGUUGAGAAAGCAAUCAAUGAAAAAACAUGCAAUGCACUUCUCCUCAAGGUUAAUCAAAUUGGUUCCGUAACCGAGAGUAUUGAAGCUGUAAAGAUGUCCAAGCGAGCUGGGUGGGGUGUAAUGGCUAGCCACCGCAGUGGGGAGACAGAGGACACUUUUAUUGCCGAUCUCUCUGUUGGUUUGGCUACGGGCCAAAUUAAGACAGGGGCUCCAUGCAGAUCUGAGCGUCUUGCAAAGUAUAAUCAGCUUCUGCGGAUUGAAGAGGAGCUUGGCUCGGAAGCAGUAUAUGCAGGAUCACAGUUCCGCAGGCCUGUUGAACCCUAUUAGAUCUGGGAAAUUUGAAUCAAACAAAUUUCAUGGUUGAGCGGUUAAAUUAAUUUGCAGCAAAUAAAUUUGUACAUCCAAUGGGUCAAACUCAUGUGAUCCAAGAUGUUAAUAAUCUUCACAGAAGUUCUUUUCUCCCACUUUUCACAGCUAGGUUGAGCUGUUCUUUUUUAUUUUUUUUAGGGUAGAGCAUGUUUUUUUACAUUGAACUCCAAAUUGAGCUGAUUUUUUUCAA
Malania oleifera is the source of this 1710-nucleotide messenger RNA. Its product is annotated as enolase 1. The coding region runs from base 144 to 1478 and encodes 444 amino acids. Gene Ontology annotation, biological process: glycolytic process. The record is from RefSeq and is a predicted model, not a curated record. NCBI's taxonomy places the organism in Eukaryota, Viridiplantae, Streptophyta, Magnoliopsida, Santalales, Ximeniaceae. Gene Ontology annotation, cellular component: phosphopyruvate hydratase complex. Gene Ontology annotation, molecular function: magnesium ion binding; phosphopyruvate hydratase activity. The transcript is spliced from 17 exons.